AUGUAUGAGCAUGACGUCCGUCAUCAAGUCUUCGUCAUUUCGAAGACCGGAGACCGGUACCAUGGCCUAGCUGCGGCUAAUUAUGAGACCCAUCUCGGUUUCAGUAGUAGCUCUGGUGCAACAGCUCUUGAAUGCUGUCUCAGAUUACUUGAUAUCUUCCAGAGCCCAGACAACCGAACCCUUCUUCAACAUGAGCUAUAUGAUGCAAGUUUGCUCAGUGAAGAGGAUUACAACGAGGGAGAAUGGAGCAAAUGGCACGGAUACCGCCGGAAUGAAGAUUGGUUGGACGAUGAAGAUCGACCGGACGAAGGCCCUAGCCUCUCCAAGUUCUCGUUCAUAACAACCUGCAUGGUCCUCGGAAUAUCCGCUGCACUGAACAGAGGCAGGGUUUCUUCUCGGCUGAUACUGACUCCUUGGAAUCUCCACAUUGAACGGGCCGAUAACGACGGUUGCAAUACAAUUGUCGACAUCAACUAA
Molecule: messenger RNA, 477 nt
Organism: Mytilinidion resinicola
Lineage: Eukaryota; Fungi; Ascomycota; Dothideomycetes; Mytilinidiales; Mytilinidiaceae
Exons: 2
Coding region: 1-477 (158 amino acids)
Source: RefSeq, a predicted model, not a curated record